UCAUUACAGAAAUCAUUUACAAUAAAUGAAUAUUAAAACAAAUUAGGAUACAACAAGAUUAUAAGUUAUCAAAGCAAAGAUGGCACAAAAUAAAGGCUCUGCCAGCCAUCAACGGAUUGAAGAUGAGUUUUAUAAAGUCAUGAAAUCGUUUAGCAAUAACAGUGAAUGGAAGGAGUUUGCUCGCAGCAGAACGAGGGGGUUGAAUUUAACUGAAUAUCAAAUCGAUGACAUCAGAGCGGACUAUAUUCACGAUGUGAAAGAACAGAAAUAUCAAAUGCUAUCGCUAUGGCAAAGAAGAAAUGGGCGUAAAGCCACUCCUGAAAAUCUUCACAAAUUGGUGGAUAGCUUUCGAAGGUAUUUAUCUCAGCCGCCAGAGCAAAAUACAAAUUCGAGAGAGCCUGAGCCUGCGACGCACGACGUUGGACACAGAAACCCUACCCAUAGCGGUAACUCUGUCUGUGACUCUAUGAAAGAGCACCCAUCUCAAUCUGGCGCAAAUAAUAUCGAACCAAUGGACAUUGAUCAGGAAUCUUUGAGAAGUAUACCUAUCCAUGGUGAGGCAAGCAUGCCUCAUGCAUUUUCAUCCUUACAAGACAGCAAUCAGCAAACGUUUACUGAGCCUGGGCAACCACCGGCAAAUCAAAGCGGAAAUCAGAAUUGUGUGCACCUGAACCAAGGCACACCGAAUUUUAGAGCAAGCAUGCAGGUAAACACCCCUAGUACACCUGGGAGAACAACUUCUUCAUUUGAAAUGGAAAGUAGUGCACUAAACAACAGCCCAUCUAGCAAUAGGGGCAAUCCUGACUUGACAAAUCCUAAAGAACUCGGGACCAGCACAACAAAUCGCAUUCGCACCACAGAAUAUGAAACUAUUGAAAAUAAAGCAUCACCUAUCCCAAACUUGACAAAACAACUUCAAGGACUUGGAGGGUUCAUGAAUAAUGUUCAAAUCAAUGUUGUCGGUAAAAAUGCAGUCGGAAUCCAAACUAAUUAUUAUUUUGGUGGGAAGAAAGUUGAAACUAAACGCCCGAAGAAGCCGGUACUACCAGAAACAGCAGAAUACUGUGCUGCAGUUGGGGAGAUCGAUAUAAAACCCGCAGAUGACGAAGACUAUGAUCAACAUUUGGAGCAGCAGAAUAUCAUCUACAAGAUAAGUCACAGGCCAAAAGGCACUGUGUUGAUCUUAAACAAUUCUUUUCAAGGACAACCAGACGAAAGACAUGGCUCUGAUUUGGAUAGGCGAAAUAUGGAACUUCUUUGGGACAAACUGGGCUGCAAGGUGUUUUCAAGAACAGAUAUAACAGCUGCGGAAAGUAUCCAAACUUUUCGGAAUUUUGUUAAAUCGCCGGCAGCUUGCUCGAGCGAUUUUGUGGCUGUGGUAAUCAUGUCGCAUGGCGAUCAACUUAAUGGUGACGAUGUCUUUUAUGGAUUUGAUAGAGCCCCGGUGAAGGUGAAAGAUGUGUUGGAGAUUUUCAAUAACAAGAACGCUGCAAGGUUACAGGGAAUACCGAAGCUAUUCUUUUUUCAGUUCUGCAGAGGAGGUAAUGUAGAUAUGGGAUCUGAGCAUAUGGAGCGUGUAGAUAUACCAGCUGAAAAUCUAUUUAACUCGCUCGAAGCUACAGUACGUCAAAGUAGCGGUGUGCCUCCAUCUGGUGAUGCAUCAGAUAGCCACGGUAUUCAAAAUUCGAAACAACCCACGAUGUCAGACACGAUGGUCUCAUUUGCAACGCAAGCUGGAUUUAAAGCGUUUCGUCACCAACGAGAUGGAAGCUGGUACAUAAAUGCUAUUAUUAACGUGUUUAUGCGCCAUUCUCAUGAUCAACACUUGGUGGAGCUAAUGACAAUCGUAAAUAACGCAGUUUCCAGUAAAACUGCAAUCAACACUGAGGAUCGAUCAGUGCAUGAAGGCAAAGAAAUGAGUGAUUUUACAUCUACCCUAAAAAAGAAACUUUUCUUCUUUCCCGGCUUCCCCAAAGAUAUCGAAGCUGAAUUCAUAUAAUUAUUAGCAGUUCCUGUGUAUAGAGAUGUCCAACGAAUGUGAAUAAAACUAUAUUCAUGAUUAUUGCUAUUCCAAGCUGAUCUUUAAGAAUUUGGUUAAGUGGUAUUACUGCAUUUUUUCUGAAAAAUCCAUACAGUGAAUUUUGGGAGGAACGAAUUAUUUCCAGACUCAUGUGGUCUUCACGGGCAUUAUUAUUAUGUCAUCAAUAUCCAUUAUCAUGAAUCUACAUCAGUGUAAUUUUUUGUUGGGUGUAAAGCUACUUAAUUAAAAAUAAAAAUAUUUGUUGGAUUUGAUCUUGCCUGCCUUAUUUGUUUACGUUCCAUCAACUUAACAUUAGAAUAAAACAUACAUGAACACUCGUUUUGGAUAAAACAUCUUUUAUUUGUAUUGUUAUCUAUUUUUUUUGAGGUGGGGCGCGAGACUUGACAAAUUCUAAAAAGGCUUAAAAAGUUUAAGGACCACUGAUUUACAUUGAUUACUUUUCUUGCUUACCCAUAUCUUGUGUGACUUUUAGGCAGGCUCUGUAUAGCAAAAACUAAAGCCUACACUCUCAUGUAUUGAAAUGUAUCUUAUUGUAUUAUCACCAUGCUUACUUUAAUGGCUCUUAUUUCAUUUCUAUUAAUUUUGCUUUGUUGGAUUGAAUUGUUCCAUUUUUACUGUUUUAUUCUUCAAUUACCAAUAUAUUUUAGUGGUUAUAUGAUUGAAAUGAUUUAAAUUUUACGUUUCAUUGAAAUUCUUUUUUGUCAUAGCGAUGUCAUGUUCAAACGAAAUAACUAUAAAUUCCAGAAUAGAACUGUAUGAUUAACAAUUUAUAAUAUUAAAAUGAAAUAUCUUUUUCGUAUUAGCUCCCCCAACUUUUAUGAGGUUUGCAACUCAGAGGCAUUUUUAUUGAUAAUGUUUAAUCAUUUUUCGAUAUUUUAUGAUCACUGACUAUUUCUGUUUUUACGUCUAG
Molecule: messenger RNA, 2951 nt
Organism: Styela clava
Lineage: Eukaryota; Metazoa; Chordata; Ascidiacea; Stolidobranchia; Styelidae
Biological process (GO): signal transduction; proteolysis
Molecular function (GO): protein binding; cysteine-type endopeptidase activity
Source: RefSeq, a predicted model, not a curated record